AAAUCCUAAUUCUGUUCCUCUCCACUAUAUAAUACUGUCACUCAAAACAUCUAACUUCCCUCAUCACAUUGAGCAAUCCCCAUUUUUAAUUGUUGUUGGCUGCUGAAAUCAGCUACUGGCCUCUGCAAUUCGCUGUCCUAAUUUGUGAAAGAGUUUGAAGUCUUUAAUAGGUUCGUUUUCGAAGCUGUUGAAGUAAGGAUGUUAGCUGCCAAUAUCCGCCCGAUUAGUUCCCCUUUACCAGCAGUUCUUGAAAAAUCUAGUAGUUUUGCUCUUUCAAGGCAAAACGUAGCGCCUUUGGCCAAAUUCAAGCCCAGCCGUAUAAGCACAAGCCUCAGAUCGUCUUUACAGUCGAUUGUAGCUCCAGAAGUUGAUCAAGACUUCACUUCUGCUCAAACUCGAGUGAAGAUUCUAUCCGAGGCAUUGCCCUUUAUCCAGAAAUUCCGUGGCAAGACCAUUGUUGUUAAGUAUGGAGGAGCAGCGAUGAAAUCCGAGGCCCUGCAGGCGUCUGUGAUUGCUGAUGUCGUGCUUCUUUCCUGUGUUGGCCUCCGUAUCGUAUUUGUCCAUGGAGGUGGGCCAGAGAUCAACCAGUGGCUCGGCAAGCUAAACAUCGAGCCAAAUUUCCUCAACGGGCUCCGUGUCACCGAUGCAUCGACCAUGGAGAUUGUGUCGAUGGUGUUAGUUGGUAAAGUGAACAAGCAGCUCGUCGCGCUGAUCAACAAAGCUGGCGGGACCGCGGUCGGUUUAUCGGGAAUCGAUGGCCGGCUCUUGACGGCUCGGCCCUCUCCGAACGCCUCGCAGCUCGGUUUCGUUGGCGACAUCGCGAGUGUCGAUCCCACGAUAAUCCGGCCGCUCAUUGACAACAACCACCUCCCCGUGAUCGCCUCGGUCGCUGCUGAUGCAACCGGACAGGCCUACAACAUCAACGCGGACACGGCAGCUGGUGAGCUGGCGGCGGCGCUGGGGGCGGAGAAGCUGAUAUUGCUGACGGACGUGGCCGGGAUACUGGAGGAUCGGAACAAGCCAGAGAGUCUGGUGAGGGAGAUCGACAUCAAGGGAGUGAAGAAGAUGAUUGAAGAGGGGACAAUAGCUGGUGGGAUGAUCCCGAAGGUCAACUGCUGCGUGAGGUCACUGGCACAAGGUGUUCGGACGACGAGCAUCAUCGAUGGGCGGCUGAAGCAUUCGCUGCUCCUUGAGAUUCUCACUGAUGAAGGCGCUGGGACGAUGAUCACUGGAUAAGUAUUGCUGGUAAACUAAUAGUAAUGCUUUGUGGCUUAUGUCAGUUUUUAUUUCAUAUUUGGAAAUGGAAUUUGUGGGAGAAUUUCUCAUGGUUUUGCUUC
Molecule: messenger RNA, 1337 nt
Organism: Salvia hispanica
Lineage: Eukaryota; Viridiplantae; Streptophyta; Magnoliopsida; Lamiales; Lamiaceae
Biological process (GO): L-arginine biosynthetic process
Cellular component (GO): chloroplast thylakoid; cytoplasm
Molecular function (GO): acetylglutamate kinase activity; ATP binding; L-glutamate N-acetyltransferase activity, acting on acetyl-CoA as donor
Source: RefSeq, a predicted model, not a curated record